Molecule: messenger RNA, 932 nt
Organism: Corylus avellana
Lineage: Eukaryota; Viridiplantae; Streptophyta; Magnoliopsida; Fagales; Betulaceae
Source: RefSeq, a predicted model, not a curated record
AAACAGCUAUUUGUUAGAAAUGCUCUCAUUUCAUCCAUCCAUAUGUCCAACCAUUUACAUAGCAAUUAAAAUAAUGAUAACAAAAUGGCGAAACUAAUAAAGUAGUAAAAGGAGUAGAACAUUCACCAAUGGGAGAACUACAAGUGUGGAGUAACAGUGUUGCUGGUGGAGGAGCAUCGGGAAUCGCGCACAGGCAUCACCAGCACAGUGCCUAUAAAAGGUGUGACACUGGGAGUGGAAUAUCAUCGGUGGUGAGGUUGAAGAAGCUUCUUGGUGCUGCUCCGGAGGCCCUCUUUGUUUCAUCAUCGCCAUCUCCGUUUCGCUUCAUCAGGAAGAAGAGGUUGAUAUCUAAGAUGGCUGGUUCUGAAGUAAAGCCACUCACUGCAGAUGUCGUCUCGGGGGACAUGAUCUUUCAACCUAUACUGGAAGAUGGAGUCUUCCGAUUUGAUUCUUCAAAUGAUAGAGAUGCAGCAUUUCCUAGUUUAUCUUUCAUAAACACCAAGGAUAGGGACGUGCCAAUCACGACUCACAAGGUGCCCGUAUAUACCCCAACAUUUGAAUGUCUUUUGGGUCAGCAGAUCGUUAAAAUUGAGCUUCCUGCGGGUACCUCCUUCUAUGGCUCUGGAGAAGUUAGUGGACAACUUGAGCGGACAGGAAAGAGAGUUUUUACUUGGAACACUGAUGCAUGGGGUUAUGGUCCUGAAACUACAUCUUUAUACCAGUCUCAUCCUUGGGUGCUAGCUAUUCUUCCCAAUGGAGAGGCACUGGGGGUUCUCGCUGACACAACACGACGCUGUGAGAUUGACCUCAGGAAAGAAUCGGGAAUACGAUUUACUGCUCCAUCCUCAUAUCCUGUUAUUACAUUUGGUCCAUUUUCUUCACCCACUGCUGUCUUGAUAUCUUUAUCUCAAGCAAUUGUUCAAAUAUUGUAA